CAUCAUUAGCUCAUCCACAGAGCAAGAUCAUUCUUAAGCAUUGUUAGCUUCGUGCGAUACAAUUCUCGCGAUGAUGAGGAUCACCGUGCAGUCGUCCAAGGCCGUCAGGCCCGCCGCCGGGGGCCGUGCAGCCGCCGCCCCUGAGGUCGUGCCGCUCUCGGUGUUCGACAAGGCCAACUUCGACACGUACGUCUCCGUCAUCUACGUCUUCCGGCCGCCGACACCUCCCAACGCCGCGCUCGAGGCGGGGCUGGCCCGGGCGCUGGCGGAGUACCGGGAGUGGGCGGGGCGGCUCGGCGUGGACCCCCGCACCGGCGGCCGCGCGAUCCUCCUCAGCGACGAGGGCGCGCGGCUCGUCGAGGCCGCGGCCGACGUCCUGCUCGACGCCGUCCUGCCGCUGAGCCCGGCCCCCGAGGUGACGCGGCUGCACCCGAGCGAGGACGGCGCGGAGGAGCUCAUGCUCGUCCAGCUCACGCGGUUCGCGUGCGGGGGGCUCGCCGUCGGGUUCACCGCGCACCACCUCGUGUCCGACGGCCGCGCCACCAGCAACUUCUUCGUCGCGUGGAGCCAGGCCACCCGCGGCGCCGCCCUCGACCCCGCCCCGGUCCACGACCGCGCGGCCUUCUUCAGGCCCCGCGACCCGCCAAGGGUCGAGUUCGAGCACCGCGGCGUCGAGUUCAAGAAGCCGGCCGCCCAUCAGCACGCGAAGGCCGCCCUGGGAAUAAGCAACGGCGACGGCCACGACGACGAGGUGGUGGUCCACAAGGCCCACUUCAGCCGGGAGUUCAUCUCCAGGCUCAAGUCGCAGGCGUCCCCGCCGGGCGCGGGGCGGCCCUGCAGCACGCUACGGUGCGUGGUGGCGCACCUGUGGCGGUGCAUCACGGCGGCGCGGGGCCUCGACGGGUCCGUCGCCACCAGCGUCUGCAUCGCCGUGGACGGGCGCGCGCGGAUGAGCCCGCCGGUGCCGGACGGGUACACGGGCAACGUGGUGCUGUGGGCGCGGCCCACAGCGGCGGCGCGGGACCUGGUCGCGCGGCCGCUGCGGCACGCGGUGGAGCUCAUCAACCGGGAGCUGGCCCGGGUCGACGGCGCCUACUUCGGGUCCUUCGUCGACUUCGCGGCGUCGGGGGCCGUCGAGGAGGAAGGGCUGGUGCCGGCGGCCGACGCGGCGGAGAUGGUGCUGAGCCCGAGCAUCGAGGUCGACAGCUGGCUGCGGAUCCCGUUCUACGACCUCGACUUCGGCGGCGGCCGGCCGUGCUUCUUCAUGCCGAGCUACCUGCCGGUGGAGGGCCUCCUCAUCCUCCUGCCGUCCUGCCACGGGGACGGGAGCGUCGACGCCUACGUCCCGCUCUUCAGCCGCAACAUGGACGCCUUCAAGAGCUGCUGCUACUCCGUCGACCUCGUCGACGACUAGCCCUGCGUCUGCAUGUAACCGAAAGGACCUUUAUGCAGUUCCAUGCAUGCAUGCACGUAAAAUGCACGCUCUGGUUCCAAAUUAAAAGACUGUUACACGUUGCUCGGCAAGUAAAUGAACCUGAAGUUUAGU
Molecule: messenger RNA, 1546 nt
Organism: Panicum hallii
Lineage: Eukaryota; Viridiplantae; Streptophyta; Magnoliopsida; Poales; Poaceae
Product: agmatine coumaroyltransferase-2-like
Exons: 1
Coding region: 71-1414 (447 amino acids)
Molecular function (GO): acyltransferase activity, transferring groups other than amino-acyl groups
Source: RefSeq, a predicted model, not a curated record